Gadus chalcogrammus (walleye pollock) is the source of this 1602-nucleotide messenger RNA. Its product is annotated as transmembrane protein 121. The record is from RefSeq and is a predicted model, not a curated record. Lineage: Eukaryota; Metazoa; Chordata; Actinopteri; Gadiformes; Gadidae. Bases 1 to 981 code for a protein of 326 amino acids. The transcript has a single exon.
AUGGUCCCGCCGCCCCCCACCAACAAGCCCCACGUGUGUCUCUCCACCAUCCUGAUCAUGAGCAGCAUGGCCCUGAUCGACGCCUACCUGGUAGAGCAGAACCACGGGCCGCGCAAGAUCGGCAUCUGCAUCAUGGUGAUCGUGGGGGACAUCUGCUUCCUGAUCGUGCUGCGCUACGUGGCCGUGUGGGUGGGCGCCGAGGUGCGCACCGCCAAGCGCGGCUACGCCAUGGUGCUCUGGUUCCUCUACAUCUUCGUGCUGGAGAUCAAGGUGUACUUUGUGUACCAGAACUACAAGGCGGACCGGAAGAGCCUGGACGCGCUGGCCCGGAAGGCGCUGACCCUUCUGCUCUCCAUCUGCAUCCCCGUGCUGUUCGUGGUGCUGGUGGCCAUCGACCACAUGGAGUACGUGCGCAACUUCAAGAAGAGGGAGGAGAUCCGCAACCGCCUGUUCUGGGUGGUGGUGGACCUGCUGGACAUCCUGGACAUCCAGGCCAACCUGUGGGAGCCCCAGAAGAAGGGCCUGCCGCUGUGGGCCGAGGGCCUGAUGUUCUUCUACUGCUACAUCCUGCUGCUGGUGCUGCCCUGCGUGUCCCUGAGCGAGAUCAGCAUGCAGGGCAUCAACAUCGUGCCGCACAAGAUGCUGCUGUACCCCAUCCUGAGCCUGGUCACCAUCAACGUCAUCACGCUGUUCAUCCGCGGCGGGAACAUGCUGCUGUACCGGGACGCCCGCGUCUCAGGUAUCCUGAUCGGGAAGAACGUGCUGGCCAUCAUACUGAAGACCUGCAGCUUCGUGCAGUACCGGCGGCAGAUGCUCAGCGCGCCCCCGGCCUUCGGGGUGGAGCUGCAGAAGAACUCGGCGGCCGCCGCCCACCACCAGCACCACCACGCCGCCCGCCACCCGUCCCCGUCCCUGCCCCAGGUGGUGAUGCAGGACCAGACGCCUCUGCCCGAGGUGACCACCACGUGUGAGCACACAUGACGGCGGGGUGCGGCGCCGGGCGACGAGGCGACGUCUGAUUGGACGCGCGGCGGCAGCAGCAGCCCCAGGGGGACGGGAGGGGCACAAGGGUUGGAGGUUGAGGGCGGGGGUGAGGUGAAGGGCGAGACGGACGUCUCCGGUACACAGUAGAGCCGGGUUCUCGGUUCAGGCUCCGUGGCACACGCACACUCGUCGUGACAUUGCAGAGCCAGGAGCAGGGACGUACCGAAACGGUGGUCAUGGUGCCGAUUACAGAAUCACUUGUGACUUUGUCGAAACAUUUACCCCCCCCAGUUAGUUGAGUUGAUGUGUAUUUUUGCUAAUUAUGGAAGAAACGACACAACAAAAAAAACACCUAAAGAGGCCACCAGGCUAGAGUCUAUUUUUCAACUGUGUGUAUUGCAUUGUAAGCCUAAACUAAAAGCGUUUGAUGUACUGUGCUUUCUUUAUGCUCAAACUUUGUCUUCAAGUAGUUGAAGGCUUUACGGUAUUAAAAUAUGAAGCAAAAAAAAACGAUUACGACAAGGUAAAAGUGACAAACAAGUAAAAAAUAUAUAAAAUGAGCUCAGAUUUCUCGUGAAGGAAAAAUGUAUUUUAUAUGUAAAUCUUUGAUAAAGUAUU